Messenger RNA from Folsomia candida, 1085 nucleotides. RefSeq lists its product as uncharacterized. The transcript is spliced from 5 exons. The coding region runs from base 112 to 651 and encodes 179 amino acids. The record is from RefSeq and is a predicted model, not a curated record. Lineage: Eukaryota; Metazoa; Arthropoda; Collembola; Entomobryomorpha; Isotomidae.
GACUUUUCAUCUUCUGAUUCUCACUCAGUUUUUUUUUCGGAAAUCAUAAAAUUUCCUAAAAAUUUCUGCUCCUUCUUCUUCAUUUAGAAUUUAAAUUCCGGAAGCUGAACCAUGACGUCAAAAAAGGCCGUUCAAUCAGGACCUUCUCACGUCGCCGGAAAUACCAACCAUCGGGUCAGCGCUGCCACCACCACCACCGCCACGAUAACCUCAAAAAAGAUAAGCACCGACGUCAUUUCGCCUGCUGAGGAGGAAGAGUUCGAGUUGUAUUUGAGCAGUGACCUCGAGGAGGAAGAGGUCGACGUCGAGGAGAAGAAAAUGAGAAUGCCUGCCACACUGAGGAAAUUUAGACAUUGGGUUCAAAUAAAGAGAAAAUCUUUCAUCCCAAACACGAUUUCGGACGAGUCGGCUCGGAUUGGUCGCUACUUUAGGAUCCUUGAUAACACAUUGGACGACAUUAUCUACGUUCUUGACGAUAAGAGAGGUCAAGGAUUUUCCACCGAGAAGGGGGCGCAAGGGAGUAAACAAGGAGAAGAAGUGCCAGAAAUAAUGCUGGACUUCCUUUUGGACGUGGAAAGGUAUGGCCACACCAACUCCACCACUGCCCGUCGUCAAUCCGCCUGCAGUGUCAGUGGCAGAAAUAAUAGUUGACCAAGAGGAGGAGGAAGGAUCUACACUUCCAGUUACGCCAAUGCGUGUCCCUGCGCCAAGGUCGACCCUAGCCAAAAAAUCCAGCCGGUCUCGGAGACGAAUUCUUAAAUCAAACCAGUCCACCAGCUCUAGUAGAAAGAUGACUUCUUCUAAACCAAAACGCCACCACCACCCCUGUGCCACUUGCCACUUGCGGAAAAGCGUUCUCCCGCAAAUCAGCCCUGACCCGACACGGGUUCAUUCAUUUCAGCCGAGAAGAUAAGACCGUGGCGAGGCAGGCUUGGCGACACGAGUGCUUCUUUUGCCAGAAGAGGUUUUCCCACCAGUCCAUCUAUCAUCGUCACCUGGUCUCCCACACGAAGGAGAAGGCAUUUCGCUGCGACCAGUGCGGCAAACUGUUCGCUUAUCGUUACGGCUUAACACUGCACCAGCGC